Molecule: messenger RNA, 3277 nt
Organism: Eublepharis macularius
Lineage: Eukaryota; Metazoa; Chordata; Lepidosauria; Squamata; Eublepharidae
Gene: COLGALT2
Product: collagen beta(1-O)galactosyltransferase 2
Exons: 12
Coding region: 72-1964 (630 amino acids)
Molecular function (GO): procollagen galactosyltransferase activity
Source: RefSeq, a predicted model, not a curated record
CGGCCUCGGGCCCCCCUGCUGGCCAGGCGUGCCCGCGGGAAGGUUUCCCCUCUGGGGGCAUCCACGGAAACAUGGCCGCGACCCCCGCUCUGCCUCCCAGCGCCGCCUCGCCCCGGCGGCGGCUGCUGCUGCUCCUCCACCUCUCGUUAGCCUUCUGGCCGCAGAGCAGCCGCGGCGCGGAGGACGCGCCGGAGCUCCUCAGCCCGGAUCCGCCGCUGCCGGAGUCCGCCUUGCAGAAGCCCACCGUCUUCUUAGCCAUCCUGGCCAGGAACGCCGCCCGCGCCUUGCCCCACUUCCUCGGCUGCGUGGAGAGGCUGCGCUACCCCAAGAGCAGGAUCGCCGUCUGGGUAGCCACAGACCACAACAUUGACAACACAACGGGUAUCCUGAGAGAGUGGUUGAAGAAUGUACAGAAGCUGUAUCACUAUGUGGAGUGGAGGCCAAUGGAUAACCCUCAGUCUUAUCCAGACGAGAUUGGGCCCAAACACUGGCCGAACUCCAGGUUUACCCACGUGAUGAAGCUGCGGCAGGCGGCUCUGAGAACUGCCAGAGAAAAAUGGUCUGACUACAUCAUGUUCAUCGAUUCUGAUAACUUCCUGACAAACCCAGAAGUGCUGAAUCUGUUGAUAGCGGAGAACAAGACCAUUGUGGCACCAAUGCUUGAAUCACGCAAUCUCUACUCAAACUUCUGGUGUGGAAUGACUCCUCAGGGUUACUACAAGAGAACACCAGAUUACGUCCUGAUCAGGGAAUGGAAGAGGGUUGGUUGCUUUGCUGUCCCGAUGGUUCACUCCACGUUUCUGAUCGAUCUGAGAAAAGAGGCCUCCGAUCAGCUGAUGUUUUAUCCCCCACAUCAAGACUAUACCUGGACCUUUGAUGACAUCAUUGUCUUUGCCUUCUCAAGUCGCCAAGCAGGCAUUCAGAUGUACCUCUGCAACAGAGAGCAUUAUGGUUUCCUCCCUGUGCCCCUGAAACCUCACCAGAUGCUGGAGGACGACAUUGACAACAUUGUGCAUGUGCUGAUUGAGGCAAUGAUUGACCGUCCAACAAUUGAACCCUCUGACUAUGUCACAGUUCCUCCAAAACACCCAGACAAGAUGGGAUUUGAUGAGAUUUUCAUGAUAAAUCUGAAACGUCGAAAGGACAGGCGGGAUCGAAUGUUACAAACUUUGUAUGAGCAGGAAAUUGCAGUCAAGCUGGUAGAAGCUGUGGAUGGAAAAGCUCUGAAUACAAGCCAACUCAAAGCUCUCAACAUAGACAUGCUUCCUGGUUACCGGGAUCCUUACUCCUCGAGAGUACUAACCAGAGGGGAGAUUGGGUGCUUUCUGAGCCACUACUAUAUCUGGAAGGAGGUGGUGGAGAAGGAGAUGGAGAAGACCCUGGUCAUUGAAGACGACGUGCGUUUUGAACAUCAGUUCAAGAAGAAGCUCACAAAGAUGAUGGACGAGAUCGAGAAAGCUCAGCUAGACUGGGAACUCAUCUACAUUGGCCGGAAACGGAUGCAGGUGGAGCGUCCCGAGAAGGCCGUUCCCAAUGUUAUGAACCUUGUGGAAGCCGAUUACUCUUACUGGACACUUGGCUACGUCAUCUCUUUGCAGGGGGCUCAGAAGUUGAUUGAUGCUGAGCCUUUCAGCAAGAUGCUGCCGGUUGAUGAAUUCCUGCCGGUCAUGUACAACAAGCACCCAGUUGCCAAGUACAUGGAAUACUAUGAACCCAGAGACCUGAAAGCCUUCUCUGCAGAGCCUCUGUUGAUCUAUCCGACACAUUACACAGGGCAGCCCGGCUACCUCAGUGACACAGAGACCUCCACCAUCUGGGACAAUGAAACGGUGGCCACUGACUGGGACAGAACGCUGUCCCGGAAGUCACGGCAGCAGGGCCAGAUCCACACAGAUGCCCAGAACAAGGAUGCCUUACCACCUCAGCCCUCUCUGGACGCCUCAUCGGCAAGGGACGAACUAUGACUGCUCACUUGGCUGCGAGACCCUCACAAGCUCAGCAACAGCUGCACCUGCCUCGGGUUCCUUUUUCCUUUUGGCUUAGAAGCUUCCAAAGAUCUUACUGUGCAGUUUUAAUUGGCAAACCGAUCGACUGGAUUGGAUGCGUCUUGAGACCUUGUGGGGGAGAUGUUGAUCCUGAGCGAGUCAGGCUAGCAGACUUCUGAGAAGUCCUGUAUUGACGGUUGGCCAUCUCUGUGGCUUACAGAUUCGUAUCCUAGAAACAUCUGUUGAGCUGCCGGAGGGCUCAACAGGGGAGUGAGUUUAAUGCUUACCUAAGAAGAUGGUUCCUUGAAAGGCCUCUUUCUACAGUCCCUUAUGUAGAAUUACUGUAUUUAUAAAGAUUAAUAUAUACAGGGGUUAGGAGAGGCGUACAGGCCUCUCUUUGUCAUUCUGCUGUUGCAUAACAUGAAUUGUUGCUGGUUUUCAUUUUGUUAAUCACAUGCUCUGGAUUUAUAAGGGAAAGAGAGGGUUCCGUCUCCAAAGGAUCAUUGUCAGGAAUCAAAUUGCUUUAUACUGGGCAGGGGGCUGCUGGCUCUUUGUCCUGGCCCUUCUCCAAACCAUCAAUGGUUCCAGUAGUUUGGCUCUCCUCUCGUAGAGCCAUAAAAUUCAGUUGCUAUUAUGAAGGAUUUCUAACAACUUCCCAUUUGAAAAAUGUUGUACUGUCUGUAUCGAUUUUUCCAACCCAAUUAGAUCCCUCUCUGUUCAUGACUUUAAAAAUUUUUUUAACAGUGCAUGUAAACUGGUUAUCUCAUACUUCCAGUUCAGUGUGUCAUUGUUCCCACCUCAAAUCAAUUUCAAGUCCAAAAAGGGGAUGUGUGCCUUAAAAGAGUAUUCUUUUUUUAAACUUCAAAGCAAAGGCAUGAGGGUUUUGAUGAAAACUGAGAGUCUACGUUUUGAAGUUGUAACCAAGGGUGCCAGUGGCACCAGGUUUGCUGUUUGGUCUUUUUGACAGUUUCAUUUAAAGUGGUUUGUGAAUCUGACUGAAGAAUAUUUGGCUUCCUCCCUCCCCACCCCUUAAGACCAAGUUUGUCCCUUUUUGGGAUGAGCAGCAAUAUUCUCCCUACCAGGUACUGCCUCCAUUGGCUAAGUUCUUGUAAUUUUUAAAAGUGCUGCACCAUAAAAAUAAUUUCUGGAACAAAACGUUAAAGAAGGCGAAAAAAGCAAGAAUCUUAAUGCAUAUUUUUUUUAAAAAAAAUCCUGCUGUAGAUGCUCUACAUGGGAACUGUGAUUGUUGUUGGAAUAUUUGUUAUAUCUGUGCUCUUUCCUGAGGGGAUAUG